Messenger RNA from Staurois parvus, 366 nucleotides. The record is from the annotation of a GenBank genome assembly. Lineage: Eukaryota; Metazoa; Chordata; Amphibia; Anura; Ranidae.
GUCCCAUUGGGGAGAUUCCCCUUCAUUUCCUGUCCCAUAGCCAAAACAGGAAAUGAGAGGAAAUCCCUCCAAAGUGAAGCAAUGUCAAUAAGGAAACCAGAACUAGUGUCCCCAUUGGGACAUUUCCCCACUAUUUCUGUUCUGGUGACAACCCAAAAUUUGGGAUUUUCUUUGACUUUCACCUUCGGGGGCGGACUGACAAGUCAUGGGGCCCCCUGGGCAAUAGGGGAUCAUGGGGCCCCUGUGUCCUUGCCCAAACUCAAAAAAGCCUAUGAAAAAGGUACCAGGGGUAUCUCAUGGUGCCCCCUACUGACCCCGGGCCCUUGGGCAGCGCCCGAGUUUCUAAAUGGUCAGUCUGCCCCUGGU